GAAAAGAAACGCAGCUUGAAUUAUUUUUAGCAGGUUUUUAGCACGUUGUGUUGCCCUUUAUUAGUGCUCAAACCUAGCUUAAGUAAAUCGUCGUAAAAUAUAGUUUGUUUAAAGUAUGCCUUGAUGCUGAACGUCGUUUAACCUGAAGAUAUUUGUAAAUUCGUGUUGAACGCGCGACUCGUUCUGCGCGCUGGUGUUAUUGUUAGCUAACGCGGUAGCAACACAGCUAACAUGAGUUUCGUUGUGGCUGUGGCGUGAUCAAAUAACUUCACAACACUUCUAACUUACCUUCGCUUGUGUUACGAGAGUAAAAACGUCCCCUUGUGGCCUCCUGCAGCGCCAUGUCGAAAAGAAAAGUAACAUUUGAGGACGGAAACGGGGAGUUUGACCUGGAAGACGACGGCCCGAAUAAAAAGAGUUGUGAAGCUGUCGCCGGACCAGGCUCCAGAUUUAAGGGUAAACAUUCCCUUGACAGCGACGAAGAGGAUGAUGAGGAGGUCACAGACAGCAGCAAAUACAAUAUUCUUGCCAGUGAUGAUGUGGAGGGCCAAGAAGGAGCGACCAUCGACUUUGAUGAAGGAGUGUCCAUUACUCCUUUUAACCUGGAGGAAGAGAUGCAAGAAGGACACUUUGAUUCAGAGGGAAACUAUUUUGUCAAAAAGGAAACACAAAUUAGAGACAACUGGCUUGACAACAUAGAUUGGGUGAAAAUAAAAGAGCAGCCCGUCAAGAAAAAGAAAGGCCUCGGAGCCAAACGGACGCGCAGAGCUGGUGAUGAAGACGAGGCUGAGGAAGAAAAACGGAGAGAAGAACAGCAAGCGGACCAGGGGGGAGAGGAAGAGGAGGAGGAGGAGGAGAUUCCUGCAGAGGACCCCUUGGCAUCCUUCACACAGCAGCAGCUUGUUGAGGCUGUGCUCGAGUUGUUGACGCCCGGAGAAACGGUCGCUGCAGCGCUGCGUCGGUUAGGAGGCCUCGGAGGACGCAAGAAGAGCAAACUGAGGGAAGAAAACGAACCCACGGAGAAGACGACGAGGGACGCCGAGAAGCUGGAUAAGCUCACAGCUUUAGCUGACAGACUGGUCGGAUCUGGGAUGUUUGAAAUCUAUCAGCAAACCUAUGAGAAACUGUCCUACGUGAUGAAGAGCUUGAGCAGCAAGAAGCCGGCGGUGGGGAAGAAAAAAGGCAGUGACGACGACGAAGGAGACGAACUCGACAUGUUUGGGGAUAAAUUUGAUGAGAAGAUCAGCGAGAAAUCCGAGGGCCCUGAGGAGGAAGAUAAUAAAGUGAGUGAGGAAGUGAUGUGGGAGUACAGAUGGGAAAAUAAGGAUAAUUCAGAAAUCUAUGGGCCCUUCACCAGCCAACAGAUGCAGGGCUGGGUGGAUGAAGGCUAUUUCAGCAGCGGCGUCUACUGCAGGAGGGUGGACCAGGAAGGGUCUCAGUUCUACAACUCCAGAAGAAUAGAUUUUGACCUCUACGUAUAAAACGUCAAAAAUAAUAACCGCCGUUGGGAUGAUUUUUUUUUCAUGUUUUAUCUACAUUUGUUUCUUUUCCAGGGUUUACUUUAGGGUUUUGGUGUGAAUCAUUUUAACCCUGCCUCU
Nematolebias whitei (Rio pearlfish) is the source of this 1598-nucleotide messenger RNA. It is a transcript of the gene cd2bp2, whose product is annotated as CD2 (cytoplasmic tail) binding protein 2. The coding region runs from base 342 to 1481 and encodes 379 amino acids. Lineage: Eukaryota; Metazoa; Chordata; Actinopteri; Cyprinodontiformes; Rivulidae. The record is from RefSeq and is a predicted model, not a curated record. The transcript has 6 exons. Gene Ontology annotation, cellular component: U5 snRNP. Gene Ontology annotation, molecular function: protein binding.